GAAAGAUUUCAUAAUAUACCGGGAACCAAAUGCUUCUCCUUCACAUGUAACUGAAAAUGGCUUUUCUGAUAAGGUAUUGCUGUGCUUCUCAAAUGGAAACCACUAUGAUAUUGUUUAUCCUAUAGAGUAUUCAGAAAAGGCUGCUCUGUGCCAGUCUCUGCUAUAUGAGUUGCUUUAUGAGAAAGUAUUUGAUACAGAUGUAAAGAAAAUUAUAGCAGAACUUAGUGCUGUUGGUGUGACAGAGGAAAGUAACGGUAGCAGUGAAGUAUCUGCUUCAGAUUCAGAAGAUGACAGCUACAGAAGUAAAGCUACAACAGUUAGUGAUAUGAAUGGAUUGAAAUCUCUUUCUGACAACAAGCACCUUAAGAGCAAUGGGAAUCCUACCUUGUUGGUCUUACCUAAAAAAGUUCUUAAAGCACUCAAUCCAUCAGUUUACAGAAAUGUUGAAUAUGAUGUUUGGCUCCAAUCCAAAUGGGAUCAGCAGAAACAAGAUUUUUCUAUUGCCGCUGGCAUGCAAUACUCAGUUGGAGAUAAAUGUAAAGUGCGCUUAGAACAUAAUGGGAAAUUUUAUAAUGCCCAUAUUCAAGAAGUUUGUUCAGAGAAUGGGCCAGUUGUUGUAUUUGUAGAAGAGCUAGGAGCAAAGCAUGCUGUCUCACUGAAGAGCCUUAAACCUCUUCCACAGACCUCUCCUAUGGAGGGCUGGAACACUGUGCCAGGGAAGAAGAUAAAAAAGUUUUUCCCAACAUGGGGGCCGAAUGCUCAGCCCGAUGCAGAUUGCAGAGGGCCAAAGAACCAGAGCAAGUCAAUAAAACCCCAGUCAGCACUACCUCCUCGACUUCAGCAUGCUGUGGGAACCAGGCAGCAUCAGUUCUUAUGUUCUGGACCCCAGCCUCAUCAGACCUCAACUGAACAAAAAGCUCCAGGCAGGAAUCCUUCCCAAACUGUAAGAAAACCAGAGCGGGAGAGAACCGAGGAUCUGAACCACGGCAGCAGAGAUUGUAACUACUUUGGCCUGUCUCCAGAGGAGCGCAGGGAGAAACAGGCUAUAGAAGAAUCCCGUUCACUUUAUGAGAUCCAGCAGAGGGAUGAACAAGCUUUUCCUGCUCUUUCCAAUAAUCAGUCAGUCUGUCAGGCUGCUACACAGACUGUGGAUAACUUAAACCAGAAAAAGUUCUCAAGUAAUGAGAGAAGAAACAGCAAGUGGUCACCAGAGGUGGAAGAGCAGAAGGAUAAAGAGUCAAAUUCCAGGCAGAUCCACUUAAGUCAGAAGCUUGAGCCAAAUUCAUCUGAGAAGAAUAGUCAAGAUGAGAGUUAUCCAAAAGAUUCAUCUCCUUUGGAACAAGUAAAAACAGAUUCUCCGGUUCUUGCUGAGCAAAACGUGACAGAAUGCUUACCGAGCGUAACUCCAACACCCUCACCAGUCUUCUCUGAGGUGCAUUUACCUCCAGCAGUGCCUUCUGUACCAGCCAUUGUGCCAGCUUGGCCAAGUGAGCCAGCAACCUAUGGACCAGCAGGUAUUCCAGCCCAAAUACCUGCUUCUUCAUUGAUGCCAGCCCCAGCAACGGGACCUGACUCUAUUGUAUCGCAGGCUCAGACUCUGAAUCCUUAUCAGGAUCCGCUAUACCCUGGAUUCCCUUUUAGUGAAAAGGGAGAAAGAGCUGUUGCACCCUCUUACUCCCUGUGCAGUACUGGGGAGGACUUGCCUAAAGAUAAGAAUAUUCUCAGAUUUUUCUUCAAUCUUGGUGUGAAGGCAUACAGUUGUCCCAUGUGGGCACCACAUUCUUACUUGUACCCACUGCACCAGGCCUAUUUAGCUGCUUGUAGAAUGUACCCGAAUGUGUCCCUUCCUGUGUACCCGCACAGCCCCUGGUUUCAGGAGGCACCGCCAGCUCAGAGUGAGAAUGAACCUGCACGAACAAACAGGCACUUCCCUGUCCAGAGUGAGACCCGAUCCAACGGCCAGAUCCCGCAGGUGGAUGGCAGGUCUCCAUCGCUGCCUCUCAUGAUACCUACAGCUCAGGUGUCAGAAAGUCAAGGACAGGUCUGUGUAGAAUCGGAGAAUCCAGUGCAAGCUCUUCACGCAAACUAUGAGGAGUCCCUGAGAGGGAAAAAUGUGUUCCCACAGCCACACUUUGGACACAAUCACUUUCUGGGAGCUGUUCCAAUAGCACCUCCUUUCUUUCCUCACUUCUGGUAUGGGUACCCAGUUCAGGGUUUCAUUGAAAAUUCAGUAGCAAGACCUAAUGUCGUCAUGUCACCUGAGGACAAUGGCACCUCUGCCGGCAUGUAUGUGGCUAAGGAAUGCAGCCCUCCGGUUCCUGGAGGAAGCUCUGCAGAACAGCUCCAGAGGACUGACAGCAGCAGCGGGUCCAACACUGUGCCAUUCCCUGCUGCUGGUGCAAGGAAACUCCAGGAAACUCCGAAGGAAACUCCAGCUAGGGCACCUCAGGUGGAGCAGACUUGUCCUUCAGCUUCUGUGGCUAAGCAGAAAACAGCCGGGCAGCGAAAUCGUUCCCCACAAACACCAGGGACCGAGAGGCAGCCAGCAGUGCCCAACACCCUGCCGGUCCUGGCAGAGCCACCGAAACAUGAACUGAAACCCAGCGUUCCCAGUCGUAAGGAGAAGAGUGAUAAAGGUAGAGAGUCCAAGGGCACUGGCAGUCAGCAGACAGAGAGCAGGGCACAGCGAACCAGGGAGGAGAGCUCUGAAGAUGAGAGUGAAGUUUCUGAUAUGCUGCGAAGUGGGAGAUCCAAGCAAUUCUAUAGCCAGACUUACGGAGGAGGCAGAAGGCCCAGGCUUGAGUGGGGUUACUCCAGCAGGGGAGGAUACCAGUUCCAAAGAAACGAGGAAGCCUGGAAAGGGCCACCUGGCAGAGGCAGAGAGGAUGGCUACCAGUAUCAGCGGAACUUCAGAGGGAGGCCAUACCGCAACGACAGGAGAAGGGCAACGCUGGGAGAUAGUCAGAGGGGGCACCAGACAUAG
Molecule: messenger RNA, 2983 nt
Organism: Nestor notabilis (Kea)
Lineage: Eukaryota; Metazoa; Chordata; Aves; Psittaciformes; Psittacidae
Gene: OTUD4
Product: OTU deubiquitinase 4
Exons: 18
Source: RefSeq, a predicted model, not a curated record